UUGAAAGGGAGAGCGACCUAUUAUUAUUAUUAUUAUUAUUAUUAUUAUUAUUAUUAUUAUUAUUAUUAUUAUUAUGUGUUAGUUUUACAAAAUUCGGAAAAUUUAAUUUUUUUACACUUUGUGUAUGAUCAGUUCUUUGAGGAAGCGUAUUUUAAGUACAACGGACGGGACGUGUGUGGUUACUACGACUUCUUGAAGCCUGGCUUGGUGGUGGGCAAUCCAGACAUCCUCAGGGACAUUCUCAUCAAGGACUUCCAACACUUCGCUGACCGUAGGACCUUCGAUCUAGUAAAGGUGAGCCCCGUUGCUAACGACAUGCUGACGAACGCGCGGGGGGCGCACUGGCGCAUGUUGCGGGGGGUUGUGUCCCCAGCCUUCACCGCCACCAAGACCCGCCGCUUCUAUGCUCUUCUCUACACCCAGGCACAGCACUUGCUCACUGUGGCGCGGAGUACAGCAACCCGGGCACCUGUUGAAGCGCGGCAGCUGUGUGGCAAAUACACUAUGGACACCAUCGCCUCCUGCGCCUUCGGUAUAGAGUGUGACUCGCUGACCAAAGAAGCUGCCAUUUUUCCCACUAUGGCUACCAGGAUCUUCCAGCUCUCUCCCGUCAGGGCACUCAAGGUAAUAAUCUUGUUAAUGGCUCCCCGAGUGGCUGAAGUAGCCCAUAGCCUGGGGCUACAGUUCACCAGCUCAGAGUUCGAAUUCUUCAGGGAGGUAGCGACCCACACUAUCACCAGACGUCAGGAGACUGGACAGCGACGGGGGGACUUCCUAGACAUGCUCAUGGAAACCAAAAUCAAAGGAGAGACAAGUAUAACAAAUAAUUAA
Messenger RNA from Cherax quadricarinatus, 831 nucleotides. The record is from RefSeq and is a predicted model, not a curated record. Lineage: Eukaryota; Metazoa; Arthropoda; Malacostraca; Decapoda; Parastacidae.